Branchiostoma belcheri (Belcher's lancelet) is the source of this 6961-nucleotide messenger RNA. RefSeq lists its product as uncharacterized. Gene Ontology annotation, cellular component: Holliday junction resolvase complex; nucleus. The transcript has 25 exons. Bases 69 to 5585 code for a protein of 1838 amino acids. Gene Ontology annotation, molecular function: DNA binding; crossover junction DNA endonuclease activity; 3'-flap endonuclease activity. NCBI's taxonomy places the organism in Eukaryota, Metazoa, Chordata, Leptocardii, Amphioxiformes, Branchiostomatidae. The record is from RefSeq and is a predicted model, not a curated record. Gene Ontology annotation, biological process: double-strand break repair via break-induced replication; DNA catabolic process; resolution of meiotic recombination intermediates.
AGUAUGGGCGCCAUCUUGAAUGAUACUCUCGGUGUCGUCUGUAAAUAAAAGUGAAAGUUUGCGCCAAAAUGGUGCGUAUUUACGUCCGAAACAAGGGGCGGUACGAUCCUAAGACAGCAGAGAAUCCCCUUCCGUUCGUAGACGUGGACAAUCCCGGCGAUGUGCUGAUUAAACACGUCAGAGAGACUGUGAAAAGACGGAUCAACUGCAAGUUAGAUGAGCUCUACUACAAUAACCAGUUACUGGAUGAGGACAGGUCUGUUGCGUACUCGAACCUGCAAGACGGCACAGUUCUGGAGAGCUGCAGUAACCCGUUCUGGGCGGCGUGCAUGUACGUGCGGCUGCGAGCCGUGGAGCAGGAGGCAGCCAACAACCCAACGGACCAGAAGAAGCAGCGCUGGACGCACCAGUCUAUCCUCAACAGGGCAGCAGCACUGGGGGUGCUCUUCAACAGUAACAGUUUUGAGAGACACCAGCCUCCACACUUGCCGACAUUACAAGACCUGUGGACGUGCCUACAGACCAACGGCCGUAAGCCUGUCCACAUGAGUGAGAUUACACGGACAGCGUUACAGGAGCUUCAGGAAGAGUUCCAGAACAUUGACGUCCACAGGAGGGACCCGUUGGCAUCAUUUGUACACCGUCACGCAGUCAAACUUGGUUUUAGGGAUCCAAAUGCCCCAGAACCAGGAGAUGGACCUGUUCAUGCUGGCCCAGGCAACGGUGGUCCAGCCACACAGGCUGCAGGAGCUAGAGGAAAUAACAACAACAACAGGAAUGGUGGGAGGAGGAGACAGAACAGGCCCAGACCAUGUGAUGACUGUGAGGCAGAGGAUGCCACAAAAUACUGUGCCCAGUGUGAAGGGGGACUGGUGCUGUGUCAGCCAUGCUGUGACAGGUUACACCAAGGAAGGGCCAGGAGACAUCACAACAUCCAAGGUAUUGAAGAAGCCCCUAAGGCUGCAAAGUCUUACACCCCCAAGGCAUACAAAGCACCAUUUGCAAUGUUGGUGGCUCUUUUCAAAGGCUUGAGUCAGGUCCCCCAGGUGAUGAGUAUGACAGCUGAUGAAAUCAAGUCUCGAGCCCAGGUCUUCACAGACACGGACUUGUCGGACAGGGCAGCAGGGAAAUUUUUUGGUGGGUUUGACAACAUGCAGAACACGUUACAAAUCAACGGUUUUGUUCAGAGAGAGGCUGGAGAAAAUGCCAGAUUUUCCCUGUUGCAGCCUGGAAGGACCUUGGCUCAGAAGUGCACAGAGUUCCACCAGGCAGUGGAAGACCUUCUAAAUGUGAACAGGGUACCAAAAGUACCUCAACUAGGAGGGACCCAGUGUGGUUCCCGGCGUGUGUGCCUGUUGGUGGAUUCUAAGGAGCCUCUGUGUGAGCGGAUGGCAGCCCUGGCCCACAGACAGGGCGUGGCUGCACAGAUCAGGGACCUGCCUGUGGGAGACUUCCUCUGGAUCCUGCUACCCCCUACAGCAGGAGUGGACUAUGCCGCAGUGCGCCCAGAUGAUGAACAGGUUCUGCCACAUAUAGUUGAGCGUAAGACUUGGGAUGACUUACAGAACAGCCUGAGCACCAGACGCUUCCGUAACCAGGUGGAGGCCAUGAAGAACCAGCUACUGAACCUUGAGAUGAAGGAUGGAUUCCUGGUGAACAGGACCGGCACGUGGCUGAAGACUGCACAGUGGUUGCUGCAGCUCACAGCCAUGGCAGCUCACAUGCAGAACACGGGUACCAAUGGAAGGCUGAUCACCUAUGCAGAAUACUCCACAAGAGCCAGUAGUAAGAACCAUGGUGCACCUGAACCCAGGCCCAGGGCAGACUACCUGGGAGUCCACACGUGGUCAGCCGACAAACUAGUAGACAUGGUUUUCAGGCAGUACCACAAUGAAGCUAACUUCAGUGAUGCAGCCAAGACUGACCUACAGGACGUUCCCCCCACCCAGAGGUCACCAGGAAGCCGACCCCUUCUGAUAAUACAGGACCUGGAAGUGUACAAUAAGAACAGUCAGAAGUUUAAGGACAGGGCCUUGGCAGAGUACCUCAACCAGCAGGCUGGAAACAGAACAGUCAGAGAGAUAGUGGACACAAUGCUGGGGGCCAGUGUGAGAGAACUGAUUCACUUUGACGUGUUCUGCUACUGGCAGCUUUGGCUUCAGGUUCAUCUAGGCUGCCAUGUUAAGAGGACAGAGGCACCAGAGGAGACCCAGAGACUCCAGAACCUGUACAGACAACAUCGGAAUGAUGCUGGGCCAAACCAACCACUCUUCUUCGACAACUUUCUGAACCAGAAUGAUGAUGAUGACGACGAUGAUGAUGAUGAUGAUGGAAGAGGUCGUGCUCCUCCCAUACAGAGAGGCAGAGGGAGAAGGAUACAGGGGAGAGGAAGAGGGAGAGGGAGAGGAAAUAACCGGAGAGGGACUGUCAGACCGCAGCUACCUCCUAACAACAGAAGAGUAGCUGGGUCCGCCACUGCAGGCAGAAGGAAACCUCCACAGGGUGGCAGAAAACAGGACCAUCCCAGUAUUGAUCCCCCCAUGCCUACCCUCGGACCAGACGUUGCUGGUACUGUGAAUGAAGGGAUGGAAGUCAAUGAAGGCAGACGGCUGGGCUCACUUUCUACAGAUGAUUUUGCACCAGACUCUCAAAAUGAGGACCUCAUGAUACAACAGGCACUGGAGCUGAGCAAAGCUGACUCCCUUCCAGCUGCUAGAAAUAAUAGUGAUGAAAACAGGACAAAGGAUGCCAACAGAGAUGAGGAAGAUCAGCUAGUAGAAGCUCUACGUCUGAGCCUGGUGGAACACGAGAAACAGACAUCUGCCACACAAGAGCACCGUGCCAUCCCUGACAUACCACAAGACUUCUCAGAAAACAUCUCUAACAACAUUGCCAAACAGCAAGACUUCAAAAACAUAGCCACUGAUGAGAGUUUAGAUGAAACAGAACCGAUCGAAAUCAUUGAUUCACAGGAUGUGAAUGAAACCAUCCCCGAAACUGAAGGCAGCUGUCACAAAGACGCUUCUCUGGAAGAGCCAAUAGAAAUCAUCGACUCUCAGGACACGGUUGUUGAAGAAAACGAUGUCCCCUUAGAAGUUAGUGACGAUUCACAGAAUACAAGCAUUGAAGCUGUAAAAGAUACUGGGGCAGACAAUCUCACUCGUAGCUCAUCGGACACUCAAGAAGAAGAGUUACUGUCUGCUGUUAGUGCGAAGAAAGAUUCUCUGCUGCCCACAGAAAGUAACAGUGAGAAGACACUUUGUUCAAGGAAAAGAGACAUCAAUCCACGCAAUAGUUUUACUGUGGAGAACAGCAAUACUCAUAAAAGUGCGGUUGGCACAGAAUCAGAUGUUUCGAAUCCAACUUCGUCAGACAUUUCCUCUGAUUUCAUGCAGUCUAAUCGUGAAGAAGAAGCUAGACUUGAAGAAAUGCAGCAAAGAUCUGAGGAAGACAAAACCUUACCAGUUGGUAUGCCACAAGAUACUACGAUAGAAAGUGAACAUGGCCAAGAUGCCAUGCCAUUUGAUUCAGACAUUGAGCUCGAUGACAAAACAUUGACCAAUAACAGUGGUGAAAGUUAUUCAGAUGAUAAGGAGAAAGAGAACUCGAGUGCUGAAAAUGUGGAAAUAGACCCUGACUUGGCUCUGGCCAUUAGACUGAGCCAGGAAGAGGCUAAAAUGGCCCGAAAACGGCAUGUACAGGUACAUGUAGAGAAAAGGGUCACAAGAAGUAAAGGCAAAAAUAAUGCAAGCUGUAGCAGCCCCACUGCUACCCAAACAGCAGACAAAGCAGACAGUUCUGCUAUAAAGAAAGAAGAUGGGCCAUCUUUAGAAACUCAGGCAAGUGCUGCCAGUGGAGAGAUAGAUCCAGACCUGGCGUUAGCUCUGAAGUUGAGUGAAGAAGAGUUCAUAGCUUCGCAGAAAAAGGACGAGCAGAUGAUACAAGAAAAAUCAUUGAAGGGCAAACCAAGGAACAUCGACACUGGCACUGAUGAAAAGGUUUUGGAGUCAUUUUCCAAGAAUAAAACACAUGACAGAAAUGCGAGUGGCCAGAACAAUUCUAAUUCUCCUUGUGCAAUACGUAAUGACCAGGUGCUACCAGAUGUGCAACAAAACGAUGAACCAUUCUCCUUUGUGGAAAAUAGUGUAAAAGAAGAUGAAUUCUUGGAAGAAAACUUGGGUCCAGACUUACAGACAAGCAGACACGACAGAGAUUCUCCAGAAGACAAUGAAAUGAAGCUGAAAGAACUAGCAGCCUCCUUAAGUGGGAACACAAACACUCGAGACCUCCAGGAAAGCUUACAAGACUCGCAGGAUUUCGAAACUCAAACUGAAGAUAUAGACAAGGAUCUAUGCCUCGCACUGAAGCUUAGUGAAAAAGAAAGCAGUUCCACAACUGGCAUAGCUGGAAAAUGUGAGAGAAAGAACCUACCAACAAAGCAAUCCUCUCAGAAGGACAACAACCUUAACCAAGAUCUUCAAAAGGAUUUUGAGUUAGCCGUGAGGGUGGCCUUCCAAGAGAAAAUGGACUGUGAAGAUCACUCUUGCUCGAAGCUACAGGAGAUAGACACUUUCCAAGUAAAAGAAGAGGAAAUAGUAGAGCAAAAUGGUAGUGAUAAAGAUUUAGAGCUUGCUAGAAAGCUACAUGAAGAUUUGAACAAAGAUGUCUUACAAUCUGAACACAAGAAGUCUACAGAAGCUGUGAAAGUGUUAGGAGGGGUGCAGUCGUCCACCGCAAAGAGAAAACUAGACCUUCAUUACGAGAAGGAUCUUGAACUAGCAAAGCAGCUGGAAGCAGAAUUGAAUAGAAAAUCUGCCGAAGUAGGGAGCCCUGCUAAAAGAAUCAAAGUCGAUUCUGAUUACGAAAAGGAUUUGGCCUUAGCUAGGCAACUGGAAAGAGAUAAAAUCUCUUCACAGACGCAGUAUGAGAAAGACUUAGAACUGGCUAGGAAACUCAGCGAAGAGUUGAAUUCCAAUGGAUCAGGUAGUAAGAGUAACAGCAGUGGUUUUGGAAGUCCGAGUUCGAAGAGAAAGUUACCCGACACCAGCGGGUCCCCUGGAACAAGUGAAGGCCCUGCUGUGUUCAGGGAAAGAAGAAGAGAGAGGGAGAAAUCUGCACAACAGCGGUCCUCUUCAAGCUCAGCCUCUGCCUCCAGACCAAGUACAAGUACCAGUGAUGGAAUGAGCACCAGUGAUGGAGGUGAUACCGGUACAUGUAGUGGUACAUCUACUAGUACCUCUGAUGGUCCGGGCACCAGUACCCCGCGACAGAACACCAAAUGCGGAGCCUGUGGUCAGCAGGGCCACAACAGGACCAGCAAGCGCUGUCCUCGCUACUUCUGUCAGGAAGAAGUCAACAGGAGACAGGCACAAGCAGAAAGAAGACAAGCCAAGGCAGAGGCAGAGGAGAGAGACUUUAGGAGUAAGCUGGGUAGACUGGAGAGAGAGCGUGAGGAGUCUGCUCGUGUGCGGUCGCAGCUGAGACGACAGUUUGAGGAGAUGGACCGCCGGAUGCGGGAGAGAGAGGAGGAUGCUCAGGCUGUCAUUCAGCAUCUAGACAAGGGCAUGAAAAAACGCAAGAAAUAACAGAAAGCAGAUGGACUCUCUGUAGUCUACAAGUUGUAGGGAAACUUUACACAGGUUCAGGUUCAUUAUUUACAACUUAAGGCCAUCAUCACUUACUUCAAGCAGGGCAAGAAAUAAUCUGUCAUCUAUGACUUUGUUUCCUUCAGCCUUUGUUUUUUCAUGAAAUGCUCAGUAGGGAAAGUUCUGUAUGCACAGGUUCGACAUUCAACACAGUUCAUUGUGCUGAACACCUUCCUCACAAACAGGUCUGUCCUUGGUGCUGAACACCUUCCUCACAAAUAAGUCUGUCCUUGGUGCUGAACACCUUCCUCACAAACAGGUCUGUCCUUGGUGCUGAACACCUUCCUCACAAACAGGUCUGUCCUUGGUGCUGAACACCUUCCUCACAAACAAGUCUGUCCUUGGUGCUGAACACCUUCCUCACAAAUAAGUCUGUCCUUGUUGCCAAACACCUUCCUCACAAAUAGGUCUGUCCUUGGUGCUGAACACCUUCCUCACAAAUAGUUGCCAAACACCUUCCUCACAAAUAGGUCUGUCCUUGGUGCUGAACACCUUCCUCACAAAUAGUUGCCAAACACCUUCCUCACAAACAGGUCUGUCCUUGGUGCUGAACACCUUCCUCACAAAUAGGUGCCAAACACCUUCCUCACAAACAGGUGACGUCCUUGGUGCUGAACACUCGUUUGCAGUCAAACAGACCUAAACUGUAUGCAAGUGCAAGUGUAGUGUGUGUAGGGAAGCUGUACCUAGAUUUGAUAUGAACAGUGAUUAUAACAUUUCUGUACUUUUUUUACUUGCUAGAUUCUAUUCAUUCAUAAGUAGUGUUACAUUUUAUUUGCCAAUUAAGCAUUCAAGCUGAAAAAUACUUCGUUAUUUGAGCUCUAUGCUUUGUGCUGUUUUUAAUCACUAGCCCUGUUAGCACUGAUACGUCACAAAUGAUAACUUUCAUAUUGUUUUUAUUGAUUCCAACUACAGAUCUUAAGAUUUAUUGUGUUGUAUGUUCAACUUUCCAAUUUCGUUUGUUCAGCUUAAGUUUUAAUUUAGAUUUAGGGAUAUAGCACCAUGAUAGAUACUAGUAGUGUUAGAAGUUUUUUUACUGUUUCAUUAUCAACUUGUCAAGCUUCAGUUCCAGGUUUAAACCAGUCAUAUUUCAGUAAAAAAAGGUACAUUUUGUAAAACUUUGUAGCAUGAGGAACAGCAUAACAAAGUAUAAGAACAUAUACAGUAAAGGUUAUACAUAAAAAAAGUGAUUUAUUUUGCACCAGAUUAUAUAUUAAAUAGUUAAGGUUAUCAAGAAAUGUAUACACACUAACAAAUACAUGAUCACAUAGAAUAUAGUACAGUACUGUUGACCAUAACGUUUCAUUAAAUAAUUU